Messenger RNA from Colius striatus (speckled mousebird), 3041 nucleotides. It is a transcript of the gene MFSD1, whose product is annotated as major facilitator superfamily domain containing 1. The record is from RefSeq and is a predicted model, not a curated record. Gene Ontology annotation, molecular function: transmembrane transporter activity. Bases 27 to 1592 code for a protein of 521 amino acids. Lineage: Eukaryota; Metazoa; Chordata; Aves; Coliiformes; Coliidae. Gene Ontology annotation, cellular component: lysosome. Gene Ontology annotation, biological process: transmembrane transport. The transcript has 17 exons.
CGGCCGCUCACGUGACCGCGGCCGCGAUGGCGGAGGAGGAGCGCGCGCUGCUGGGCUCCGGCAGCGGCGGCGAUGGCGGCGGCUCCUCCCCCGGGCCCCUCCGAGCCCUCCCGGCCGUCUGCGACCCUCGGCGCCUGCCGCACCGCCUCCUGGUCCUCGCGCUCAUGUGCUUCCUGGGCUUCGGCAGCUACUUCUGCUACGACAACCCGGCAGCGCUCCAAACGCAGGUUCAGCGGGAUAUGAAGGUGAACACAGCGCAGUUCAUGGCCCUCUAUGCCUGGUACUCCUGGCCCAACGUGGUUCUUUGCUUCUUUGGAGGCUUUCUGAUAGACAGAGUGUUUGGGAUACGAUUGGGCACUAUAAUAUUCAGUGUCUUUGUGUGUGUCGGGCAGGUAAUUUUUGCUUUGGGAGCACUGCUUAACACUUUCUGGCUGAUGGACAUGGGCAGAUUCAUAUUUGGCAUAGGGGGCGAGUCCUUGGCAGUGGCACAGAACACCUAUGCAGUCAGUUGGUUUAAAGGCAAGGAGUUAAACCUGGUGUUUGGAUUGCAGCUGAGCAUGGCCAGAAUUGGGAGCACAGUGAACAUGAAUAUCAUGGGAUGGAUAUACUCCAGAGUCCGAGAUCUCGUGGGGUAUACUGGUCCCACUACUCUUGGGCUGACUCUCAUGAUAGGUGGAAUAACCUGUCUCUUUUCACUGGGCUGUGCUUUAACCCUUGCUUAUCUGGACAAGAGAGCAGAGAAGCUGCUUUGUAAAGAGCAAGGGAAGACGGGUGAAGUGAUUAAGCUAACUGAUGUGAAGGACUUCUCUCUGUCCUUGUGGCUCAUAUUUGUCAUCUGUGUCUGUUACUAUGCAGCGGUUUUUCCUUUCAUUGGACUUGGAAAGGUUUUCUUCAUUGAGAAAUUCAAGUUCUCAUCUGAAGAGGCAAGUGCAAUCAACAGCAUUGUGUACAUCAUCUCAGCUCCCAUGUCCCCAGUCUUUGGAUUCCUGGUGGAUAAAGUUGGAAAGAAUAUCAUCUGGGUUUUAUGUGCUGUAGUAACUACACUGGCUUCUCAUAUUAUGUUGGCUUUUACCUUCUGGAACCCCUGGAUAGCAAUGUGUUUGCUGGGAGUGGCCUACUCAUUGCUUGCCUGUGCCCUGUGGCCCAUGGUGGCCUUUGUUGUUCCAGAACACCAGCUGGGAACUGCUUAUGGCUUCAUGCAGUCUAUCCAGAAUCUCGGUCUGGCAAUUAUUGCUAUAGCAGCUGGGAUGAUUCUGGACACUAGAGGAUACUUGUUUCUUGAAGUCUUCUUCAGUGCUUGUGUUUGCUUGUCACUGAUAGCUGUAGUCAUGCUGUAUUUUGUGAAUCACCUCAGAGGUGGUGAUCUCAACUGGUCUGCAAAGAAAAGGGAAAAACUGCAAAAAGUAGCUGCCACUGAAGCAGAAGAACGAGAGAGUCUCAGACGUCAACGUGAAGAUGACUUGGCUAAAUUGCAGCCAAAAGCUGAUGACUUUAGUUUCAGGAAUAAAUACCUCUCCAAAUUAGGAGCUCAGCUACCAGCUACUUACUCUUCCUAUUCAUCGACUCUGGCGCACAGAAGCGUGUUGCAAUAGCAUCUUCUCCCCCUUACAAAAGCCAGAAAGGUUGGAAGUUCCUGGUACACAGAACUUUGUUUCCAGUACUGACAACUACCCCAGCAAAAGCAGAUUGAUGCACUGUCCUUUUCUGCAGGCAUAGACCCCAGUUUAAGAGUACUGGGAUGAGGCUCCCUCUCUGCACCCUGGGUAAAUAACACAGACACGGAUGAAGAGCCAUCUGCCUGUUUAGUUGAACCCAUGAACUCUACUACAUCCUCCUGUCUAAAGUGCUCAAUGAGUAGCUGGAGUCAAUGGCUGUAAGACUUGAUCUCACUCCACAACACUGUCUAAAGUGUGAAAGCUUUGUUUCAGUAAUCAGAUUGCUUUGAAAUGAGCCUGGCUGCAGGUAAGGGUUACAAAGCCUCCCAAGUUGGACAACUUUGUGCUGGAAAUGGUCUGGUUUUCAUUUUUUUCUUCUAGGAAAAUGUGAACCAAAAGGACCUUUUGGGUUUGGUCCAAGCAAAUGUGUCAGAGGUAACUGCACUGUGAUUUCAGUGUUAACAGUUAAGCGUGUGCUGGCCCUGGAAUGGUGCAGUAGAUGUCAGGCUUAGCAAUAACCUCAUGUAAAUCCCAAUUAAUGUGAAAAUUGAUGUAUUUUUAAGAAGCUUUGGCUAAAAAAGAUGAAAAGACUGCAGUUCUUGUAUAGGAGUUUGCUGUCCAGGGGGAAAAUGUUGAAUUUCAUCAUGACACUUAAUGCUUUCCCCUCAUUUCCAUGCCAGACUUGUUGCUAGUUCCUUGUAACUCCUCCAGAGUCCAUUUUAAUUUGGUUGUGUUGCUCAAGAAAAAGCUCACUUAGGUAACUCGACAAACUGUUCCUCAACUAAGCUGAUCUUACUUGAAAAGGUAAGAGCAGGUGGCUUUCUGGAGCACAAAGUGCACCAAACCAAGAGCUGCUGUCAAGUGUAAGAUGCACAGGGCUGGGUGAGCUCUCCUUGGCUGGCUGCAGGGAGGGCUGGUGUGCCACCAGGUGCUUGAGAGCCUUUGAUGAAUCACAGAAAAAGGGGUUUAAUCAAAAUGUUAUGUUACCCCUCUAAUGUAUUUUUGCCUACAGUAAUUGAAGCAGACCUGGAGCUCAGGGCCUUAAGGGGCUCUGAAAAAGGUGGUUUUCAAUGGAGUUUCCUCUCAUCUUCCUGAAGGAGUAGGAUCAUCUUCCUGCAAGAUUAAAGACUGUUUGGGUUUAACAGAUUUGCUUCCUGAAGGACAAUCCAGGACCCUGGAGGAGCAGGUUGUGAGCUCUGCUGAGCUCAGUGCCCCAGAGCAGUACCACUCUGACCUGUGCUCAUCUUUAUUGGUGCUUUCUGUGCUCCCCCUGCAAAGCAAACACUGUCAGCUCUGAGCCUGGGUGCAGGCUGGCUUCUGUUUCCUUGCAGACUUGUGAAUCCUGGAUCUUUUUUAAUAAAACUGUUCAAUGCAUACUGACACUUG